AUGCCCUGGCGUCACCCCAACCUCCGAGCCCAGCAGGUGGCGCCCAAGGGGUUUUCUGGCGAAGGCUGGCGCCGAAGGAGAGACCUGGGGCAGCCGGGGCUGCCUCCGCCUGAGCUCCGAUCAGCGCCCGGCACGUGGAGAUCGCGGGGCCCCAGGGCCUCGAGGGGCAGCGCUGAGUGGUGGCCGGCCUCCAGUGGCGAGUCCUCGCUCACAGAGCCAGGGGCGGAUGUCUGGAGUUCCCGGCUGCGCCUGCCCCCUCUGCCCACCAUGGCCCCGCGGGCGACGCGGAGCAGGACAGGGCUGAGGUCACUGCUGCAGCCACCCCGACACCACAGGCCUCAAGAGUGCGAGGACUCCAGGAGGGGCUCGGCCAGGAAGACCCCGGGCUCCUUGGGCUCCUUCCUAGGAGAGUUCCUCCCUCGCAGGUUCCGGGAGUUCCUGAACCAGCUCGGUGCAGAGUGGGUUGAACAGCCACAGCCACCGCCACCGACAUCCUCAGAAUCGCCACAUCAGAGGGGUGCAUCAGAGCGCUGGGAGGGACCGUCCCCUCCGAGUCCCAACCGCUCCUUCCUCCCGGACUCGCGGUGCCAGUCAUUGAACUUCCAGAAUAGUCUUAAGAAGAGUUCACUUGAUCAUAUACCUAGCCUGCGGCCUCUGAGGAGAGAUCAAGAACAAUUCAUCAAGGUCAAAAAGGCCAACAGGCCCCACGGUCUCGGGGUGCCCAAGCUCAAGGCCGAGCUCACCCACAGCUCCUCGGAGGAAAGCUCGGGGCACCACCGGCGGUGCAGUCCCUUCCGAGUGCGGUUCGCUGACGAGACCGCAUGGGACACGGCCUUCCGCUACUGGGAGCGCAGCCGUGCACUGCAGCAGGACGUCACCGUCACCGAGAACAAGCCAGCCACCCAGUCGGAGGCAGCAUCGGAGCGUGCGCUUGGGAGCUUCGGGAGAUGGGUGGAGAGUCUGCCCGAAGCUCUGGACUCCCAGGCCAAGGAGGAGGCCGCAGCCAGCUCCCUGUCCAGCUGGAACAGCCCCAGCCUGCCCAUCCCGGAGCUGGAAGACUACCUCUCUGAGGACACCCCUCUGAACAGCAGCCUGCCCUACACCCCCAGGACCACCACCCAGAGGCAGCUGAGAGACCGCAAAUCCUUUCUGGGCACACACAGCAUUCUCGACCAGGUGGGCAAAUCACCCUCCUCCUGGAGCCAGAACCUGGAGUCCUUCCUGCCCCGGCUGGAGCUGCACUCGACCCUGAAUCAAGGCCGCCUGAAGGGAUACCAGCUCCUCCUGCCUUCAGUAACACGGCAGCAGGCUCAGCAGUAAAAGACUUCCAGAGCCGAGCCCAGGUGUGGACGUGGGCCGGGGGCGAGGAGAGGCCUUCCUUGGCCCACAAAUAAAUGUGCAUCCCAGGUGCCUGGACCUUGCUGCCAGGUCUCACCCUACAAGCCCCUCCAGGUGCCUGGUGUUGCUGUUCUCUAGGGGGCCCAGACCAUG
Messenger RNA from Artibeus jamaicensis (Jamaican fruit-eating bat), 1491 nucleotides. RefSeq names its product chromosome unknown C9orf50 homolog (gene CUNH9orf50). NCBI's taxonomy places the organism in Eukaryota, Metazoa, Chordata, Mammalia, Chiroptera, Phyllostomidae. The coding region runs from base 1 to 1320 and encodes 439 amino acids. The transcript is spliced from 7 exons. The record is from RefSeq and is a predicted model, not a curated record.